Cervus elaphus (red deer) is the source of this 614-nucleotide messenger RNA. RefSeq names its product 60S ribosomal protein L17-like. Bases 30 to 584 code for a protein of 184 amino acids. NCBI's taxonomy places the organism in Eukaryota, Metazoa, Chordata, Mammalia, Artiodactyla, Cervidae. Gene Ontology annotation, molecular function: structural constituent of ribosome. The record is from RefSeq and is a predicted model, not a curated record. Gene Ontology annotation, cellular component: ribosome; cytosolic large ribosomal subunit. The transcript has a single exon. Gene Ontology annotation, biological process: cytoplasmic translation.
CGGUAGGCGGCCUGAGCUGACCCCUAACAAUGGCGUGCUAUUCGCUUGACCCAGAAAACCCCACAAAAUCAUGCAAAUCAAGAGGUUCAAAUCUUCGUGUUCACUUUAAGAACACUCGUGAAACUGCCCAGGCCAUAAAGGGUAUGCAUAUCCGAAAAGCCACCAAGUAUCUGAAGGAUGUCACUUUAAAGAAGCAAUGUGUGCCAUUCUGUCGUUACAACGAUGGAGUUGGUAGGUGUGCACAGGCCAAACAGUGGGGCUGGAUGCAGGGUCGGUGGCCCAAAAAGAGUGCUGAAUUUUUACUACACAUGCUCAAAAAUGCAGAGAGUAAUGCUGAACUUAAGGGCUUAGAUGGAGAUUCUCUGGUCAUUGAGCACAUCCAAGUGAACAAAGCCCCCAAGAUGCAGCGCAGGACUUACAGAGCUCACGGUCGGAUCAACCACUACAUGAGCUCUCCCUGCCACAUUGAGAUGAUCCUUACUGAAAAAGAACAGAUUGUUCCUAAACAAGAAGAGGAGGUUGCACAGAAGAAAAAAAUAUCCCAGAAGAAACUGAAGAAGCCAAAACUUAUGGCCCGGGAAUAAAUGUCACAGAAAAUAAAUGCAAAUAAAAGU